AGAAAACAACUGCAAUUGCGAGGGUGACCAGCUCUGUAUUGAGGCUUCGAUCCAUGGUGAAGAACAAGAGGAAGCCGGAGGACACCGAUAUUGAGACUGCACACGGCCAACUACCGCAUACAUCCAUAAUCAAUGACACAGCGUCCCCGUCAAGCCGCGUUACGGCGCUGUUUGGCGAGAUAGACUUGGCAAAGUCCGGCUCAGAGCCAAUAGGGAUGGUUGGUGUGAAGCCGAGGAAGAGGGCGGUUGCGAGUGUGAUGAGAGCUGUGGUGGGCGUGGUGGGGGAGGUGCCGGAAACGCCGCAGACGAUGGGGAAGAGGUCAUCGCGGACUGGCCUUGGCCAGCUACCAACUGAGGAAGGGACUAUCAAUGCACUGGCUGCUGAUAUCCCUGCUCGGCGCUUCCUAUUCCCACAUAAACCAUCUUCAUCGCCAAUAAAGGAAAAGGAGAUGGGCACGUGUACGAACCGCCUCCUCUCACCCCCACCACAUCCUACGAAACUACACGACGACACAACCGACUCCGAACCCGAACCUCCAUCUCCCACCUCUCCAUCGCAUCCCCUUUCUGCGGACGGAUCGUCGGGUUCGAGUGGGAGUUCGUCCCCACCAAAACCAAGCACCGAACUGCAAAAAUAUCAACGAUGGAAAAAGAGACAGGACCAGAUAUAUGCAUGGCGCACACGUGAAACACGAGACGCCAGAGAAAGACGAUAUGAGAGGAGGAGUGUGCAUGUAAAAGAGGGUGCGAGGAGUGCGGGGACGAGUCCAGAGAAGGGGGUUGGCGCCGGGAGGAGGGUGAGGUUUUCGAUGUGAGGUGUAUGCAGACGAGAUGAUGCGGACAGUGUACGAUAUAUAAGAGGAUGGAAGACAUGGGAAGCCGUAUACGACAAGGGACGCGAUUUUGUGGGGGGCUUUUUGGUUGCAAUAGUAUGGACUACAGUAUACCCAGGCAGGGUGCAUAUGCAUAGACGGACGAAGGGUCGAGUUGUCGGCGUU
This is a messenger RNA of Saitoella complicata NRRL Y-17804, 998 nucleotides long. RefSeq lists its product as uncharacterized. The record is from RefSeq and is a predicted model, not a curated record. NCBI's taxonomy places the organism in Eukaryota, Fungi, Ascomycota, Saitoellomycetes, Saitoellales, Saitoellaceae. The transcript has a single exon. The coding region runs from base 54 to 815 and encodes 253 amino acids.